GCACGGCCAGCAGGGCUGCCAGCAUCGCCGCUCCAGACCUCGCCUGCCUGCGAAAGGAGACGCAGCCGCAGAGAAUCCCUUUAGAUGCGGGACCGGACCGUGGCAGCCCCCCACUGCCUCCAGCCCAAACUGCGUAACUCAGCAGAGCAACCGAGCAAAGUCCGCGCUGGUUCCCGUGCAGCCGAGCGAUGCUGAGAGCCAGGAUCCAGCCCAGCCCGCAGCAACCACCGCCCGCCCCGCAGCUCCCGGCCCCUUCGUGCUGAUGUCACGGCGCGGGGGCACGCAGCCUCCCUCCCGCGAGCAGAAGGAACGAGCGCUGGGGCCGACGCCGUUUCCUGAUCCUCCUCUCGCUCUUCCCUAAAGAGCUCAGCGCUUUCGGCCCCGGCGGACGAUGCCCCAGCAGGGCCCAUCCAAGGGCGCCAGCAAGAAGGUGGAUCUGAAGAUAAUUAUCAUAGGAGCUCUGGGCGUGGGCAAAACCUCCCUCCUGCACCAGUACGUGCACAAGACGUUUUACGAAGAUUACCGCACCACGCUGGGCGCCAGCAUCCUGACCAAGGUCGUGGCGGUGGACGAAACCCCCCUGAAGCUGCAGAUCUGGGACACGGGGGGACAGGAGCGAUUCCGGUCCAUGGUGUCGACCUUCUACAAGGGCUCCGACGGCUGCAUGCUGGCCUUUGAUGUGACGGACAGGGAAUCCUUCGAGUCCCUGGACAACUGGAGAGAUGAUUUCCUAGAGAAGGUCAUCCCCAGGGAUCACGACUUCCCCAUGGUCGUGCUGGGGAACAAAAUAGACCUCUGUGACCGGCAGGUGUCCAAAGAGAUUGCCUCCGCCUGGUGCAAGGAGAAAGACAUCCCUUACUUCGAAGUCAGCGCCAAGAACAACAUCAACGUGGCGCAAGCUUUCGAGACGCUCGCCAAGCAAGCCCUGACCACGUAUAAAGGGAUUUACGAGAGUUAUUUGACCGACUCCAUCAAGCUCACUCCUGAAGACAAGCCCACCAAGAAAUGCUGCUGAGCCCGGCACCGGAGCUAUGCUGUGCUCUGCACACGUGGCCAAGCGUCCCACGCGCCCUGGGGCUGUGAUGCCAAAUGGCCGGAGCCUGCCCAGGGAUCCAUGUCCCCCAGCCACACCAGGGCUCUGCCAGGACAGGGUAUGGUGUAGCUGGUGAUGUGCCCAGGCUGGGCUGUGCACCCGGGUCCUGCUGCUUGGAUCCGCUCUCCCAAAUCAGCCACCGAGUCACAGUGACCCUUGGUGACCUCUGUUCUCCAUCCACGGCCACCUGGCACCCGAGCAGGGGUGUCCCUGCGGUGACAGUGACCCUACAGUAACGGUGCCAGGAAGCUGGGCAGUGCCCCUGGGGCAUGGGACUUCCUCCAGAGCAUCGCUGGGUGACCGCAGCCUUCGCCGUGCACAGACCCACAGCACCCACGGGUGCUCCUGGGGGAGGAGUGGGGCCGCUGGGUGGGACACAGCUCUGAGAACACUGCGUUCCCCCCCGGGCUCAGCUGCUGCACCCAUCACCGCAUUGUGCCUCAGUUUCCCCCGCUCACACACACCCCCUGUAAAAUGUCUUCCGUUUCCCACCUUGCUGGUGAGGAUGCUCUGUAAUGCACUUUGUCAGGGAUUACCUUUUUUUUUUUUUUCCGACGAACAAUUAAAUAUUUCCUUUUUAUU
Molecule: messenger RNA, 1675 nt
Organism: Numida meleagris (helmeted guineafowl)
Lineage: Eukaryota; Metazoa; Chordata; Aves; Galliformes; Numididae
Gene: RAB7B
Product: RAB7B, member RAS oncogene family
Exons: 6
Coding region: 392-1015 (207 amino acids)
Biological process (GO): endosome to lysosome transport; phagosome-lysosome fusion
Cellular component (GO): late endosome; phagocytic vesicle; lysosome
Molecular function (GO): GTP binding; GTPase activity
Source: RefSeq, a predicted model, not a curated record